Cynocephalus volans (Philippine flying lemur) is the source of this 5898-nucleotide messenger RNA. RefSeq names its product REST corepressor 1 (gene RCOR1). Gene Ontology annotation, biological process: negative regulation of DNA-templated transcription; regulation of transcription by RNA polymerase II. Bases 224 to 1627 code for a protein of 467 amino acids. The transcript has 12 exons. Lineage: Eukaryota; Metazoa; Chordata; Mammalia; Dermoptera; Cynocephalidae. Gene Ontology annotation, cellular component: transcription regulator complex; histone deacetylase complex. The record is from RefSeq and is a predicted model, not a curated record. Gene Ontology annotation, molecular function: transcription corepressor activity.
GGCGGCGAUGAGAGCGAAAGUUGCGCCCCGCUUGGCGCUGGGGGCUUGAAGCGGCUCCGCGCUCCGCCCGUCUGGGCCUCCCCUCCCGCUCCAAUUAGGGCCCGAGGGCUCCCGCCGGCGCGCGCCCGGCCCCGCGCCCACCCCGCGCCCCCUCCCCCGGCCCGGCGCUCCCUCCUCAGGAGCCUCGGGUCCCCGCCACUUUCGCCCGCCCGGGCCCCCGCCGAUGCCGGCCAUGGUGGAGAAGGGCCCCGAGGUCUCAGGGAAAAGGAGAGGGAGGAACAACGCGGCAGCCUCGGCCGCCGCUGCCGCCGCCUCCGCCUCCGCCGCCGCCUCCGCCUCCGCCUCGGCCGCCGCCGCCCCCAAUAAUGGCCAGAAUAAAACUUUGGCGGCGGCGGCGCCCAAUGGCAACAGCAGCAGCAACUCCUGGGAGGAGGGCAGCUCGGGCUCGUCGAGCGACGAGGAGCACGGUGGCGGCGGCAUGAGGGUCGGACCCCAGUACCAGGCGGUGGUACCCGACUUCGACCCCGCCAAACUAGCAAGACGCAGUCAAGAACGAGACAAUCUUGGCAUGUUGGUCUGGUCACCUAAUCAGAAUCUGUCAGAGGCAAAACUGGAUGAAUACAUUGCUAUUGCCAAAGAGAAGCACGGCUACAACAUGGAACAGGCUCUUGGGAUGCUCUUUUGGCAUAAACAUAACAUUGAAAAAUCACUGGCUGAUUUGCCCAACUUUACCCCCUUCCCAGAUGAGUGGACUGUGGAAGAUAAAGUCUUGUUUGAGCAAGCCUUUAGUUUUCAUGGAAAAACUUUUCAUAGAAUCCAACAAAUGCUUCCUGAUAAAUCUAUAGCAAGUCUGGUGAAAUUUUACUACUCUUGGAAGAAGACGAGAACUAAAACUAGUGUGAUGGAUCGCCAUGCUCGAAAACAAAAACGGGAACGGGAGGAGAGUGAGGAUGAACUGGAAGAAACGAAUGGAAAUAACCCCAUCGACAUUGAAGUUGAUCAAAACAAGGAAAGCAAAAAGGAGGUGCCCCCUACUGAGACAGUUCCUCAGGUCAAAAAAGAAAAACAUAGCUCACAAGCUAAAAAUAGAGCAAAACGGAAACCUCCAAAAGGAAUGUUUCUUUCUCAAGAAGACGUGGAAGCUGUUUCUGCCAAUGCCACUGCUGCUACCACGGUGCUGAGACAACUAGACAUGGAAUUGGUUUCAAUCAAACGACAGAUUCAGAAUAUUAAACAAACAAACAGUGCUCUCAAAGAAAAACUUGAUGGUGGAAUAGAACCAUAUCGACUUCCAGAGGUCAUUCAGAAAUGUAAUGCACGUUGGACCACAGAAGAGCAGCUUCUCGCUGUACAAGCCAUCAGGAAAUAUGGCCGAGAUUUUCAGGCAAUCUCAGAUGUGAUUGGAAACAAAUCAGUGGUACAAGUGAAAAACUUUUUUGUAAAUUAUCGACGCCGCUUCAACAUAGAUGAAGUUUUACAAGAAUGGGAGGCAGAACAUGGUAAAGAAGAGACCAAUGGGCCAAGUAACCAGAAACCUGUAAAGUCCCCGGAUAAUUCUCUUAAGAUGCCUGAAGAGGAAGACGAGGCUGCUUCUGUUCUUGACGUCAGAUAUGCAUCUGCCUCAUGAGAAACUCUGGCAGCUUUGAACACUUGGUGUGGACUGCUACGUUAUCCAGGAUAUCAGGUAUUACAAGACAUCAACUAGCCAUCUGCAUCACAUCCCUGUGGACAAGCAGCUAUUACCAAAAAGGCAUAUAUACACUUCCAGUCCUGUGCUACAUCUGCCUUAAUUCUUUGCUCGUUCCUCCAUGUUGGCGCCACUUCCCAGAGAGCUCCAUUGCAUCUCUCACACUCUGCCUAAGUGUUGGGGAAAUCUCAUUGCCUGCACACCUCCUGUGACUCUGGGACCCACCUCCCCAGUCGGAGCCCCGGAGCCCCAUCAACGGCAGCUCUUCCCAGUCAGCAGCUUCAGAACAGGUAGUCUGCUCGGAAGGCACGACUCUGUUCCUGCAUGGCCUGCAGUUUCUACUUUGUGCAUAAUGUAAUUUUCAGAGUGACUGUGAUUUUGGCCUUCUAGAAAGUUUCUUUUGCUCUUUUCCAAGACAACCACCUAAAUGAUAUCAUGCUUCAUUGGAAAUCACAAUAUAUUGGCAGACAGCAUUGUAACCUUUAUCGUGCCAAGCGUCCUGAUGCAACUCACAUUUCCCUAAACAUUGGGUAUAAUUACGGUUUAUAAGUUUAGUUGGCUUAAAUCUCUCCCUUCUCCCUUUCCAAGUGGUAAAAAGCUCCUUUACAGCAACUCUUUUUGGACACAGUAGUUUUUUUUGUUUGUUUGUUUGUUUCUGACCGGUAAGGGAGUCGUAACCCUCGGCACGGUGUCAUCCGCUCCAUGCUCAGCCAGUGAGUGCACCGGCCAUCCCUAUAUAGGAUCCGAACCCGCGGCCUCAGCGCUCCCAGCGCCGCACUCUCCCGAGUGAGCCACGGGGCCGGCCCUGGACACAGUAGUUUAAAGGGAAUGUGGACCUCAACGCUUUCUGCCUUCAACUUUCAACAUUGUAAUCCCAGGGUGGGUGCCACCCCAUCUUUUCCUGAUCCUCCCUACCACCAUAACCACCCAACUCCAAGAGAUUCGGUCCGUAUCACUGUACCUGGUGCUUGUACAUUUGGAAUUGGUGCCUUCUCCUUUUGGCAACCAUGUUAUCAAUCCUUUUUCUGUUUUAGUGUCUUAUUUCUUCUUUAAAGUUUAUUGCUUGCCAAAGAUGACAUCACUGAGAUUAGGAGACAGGGAGAGCUUGCUGCAGACAGAGUACAGAUUUUAAAUGUCAGGUUAGCUCAAUAAAGGAUAUUAGGAUAGCUGGUGAUGGUGUUAUAAAAGUCACACAUUGUUCCCCAUUCUCUUGGUAUGUCUGGCCUUUUAUGUGUCACUGCAUAUGUCCUUUUGUGUCCUUCAUGUAUUGAUGUGAUCACACAAACACCAUCCUUCUCUUUAAAUAUCAGAGUACAGGACAGAGAAGUGAUCAAUGCAUUGGUCUGGUGAGACCACGAUGAAAAGAAACAACCUACAAAGUGGUAUGUAAUACCUUUUGGUUGGACUGGGAACAAGUAAAAUUUUUCAAUAAAUGUUCUGAGACUUGUGGAAUCACUUUCAUUCUCUUACCAGACCACAGGCCUGCUGCUGAGGAGCAGACUGUCAAACUGCAUCAUACCCUGCCUGUUCCCAGCCCGGCCUCUCAGACUGCGCUAAGUGUGUUGGAGUAGCUGUUACUGUUGUUGUGGUUUGCAUCAUUUAAAUAUAUUUUUCUGCUUUCAAUACCAAAAAGAAAAAAAAAUGCAGAUGCUUUAAGGCAUAAACAGAAUUCUUAAGAAUUUAAAAUAUGCAAUUAAAAUUUGAUGUAUUUUGACUCCCAGGCACCUUGCUUUUAAAAAUUUUUUUUUUAAAUCAGUUGAUUUUCUCUUUAGAAAGAGAGUCAGCUAGAAACCUAGGUUUUUUUUGGAACUAUACAUUCUUUUUUAGAAGUCUGGAGAAAGGUCAUUCAAAGGGGGAGUACAGUGGGACUUUCCCGGCUUUCACCACCUUGUCCCUGUGCCAGGUUGGUCAAAUAAAAGCAUGUGGAAAACAGCAUUAGAGGAGGCACAGCCUGCUGUUCCUCCCUGGAGAUGGGGUAGCAAAACAACACUAGUAAUGAGGUAGGGCUUUCUUUUUGUUUUUAUCUCAUAAGCCUGCUGUGUAAUUGAAGGAUGGCAGGAAAAACAUGGGAAGGAGUUGGCCUAAGUUUUGCACAUCACUUUAAGGGGACACUAAGGCACGAAGUGAAGCUUUGGGUUCUCCUUACUUUCAAGACCUCUUUCUUGUUAACACAAGCAGUAGUCAAGUGCUGCAGUGGGUUUCUCCCUCUGCCAAUAGAUGUGUUUCUCUCUUCAGUCCCAGGCUAUUUUCCUUAAGAACUGAUCCCUCCUUGCAAUGCAUGGAAGCUUGAUGCUAAUUCUUGUGUAGUGUGCAAGCAGACCAGCAGUGCCGGGCAUUUAUCUGUAUUCUGCACUAUCCCCUUACGUGGUUCCUGGCACUGAGUGGCCUCCAGCCCAGAACAGUCACUGUGCUGGUUGGUAUACUUGUGAUCGCAGCAGCUGAAUUUUGGCUUUCUCUCUGAGAGAAAAGGGCAUGCCAUUUUCAUUUGACAGAGGGGAAAAAAAGUAGUUGUCUUUGCCUGUCUACCUUUGUCGUAGUUUCAUGCAUAAGAUAGCACUGUGUUUUAAACUUUUUUUCACUACACUGUCUUUGCAGUGGUAUAAAUGCAAGAAAUCACUUAGCUUUAAAAGCUAAGUGGUUUGGUCUUAUUUAUGUGAAGACUUCUUAACAUAUCAAGAUUUAGGUGCAUUGGCAGGUAGUGUUUGGGAUGUGAUAACUGCUUCAGAUGGAAUGUUCACUUAAGCUUUGUCUUCUUCGAAAUUAUCAAUGUGAAUGUCAUAAUUAUAUAUAUUUUUGUGGAAAAUUUCUCCUAAGUAUAAGUUAUUGUGCAAAAUAUAGUAUCAUUGACGCAAAUAAUAGUUUAACUUUUAGUUUAGAAAUCCUAAAAGAUAUAAAUUGUAUUGCAUAUGCAUUAAAAGUUUGUUUUAUUUAAUUUUAUGUAGAUGUGUAAAGUGUUAGGUAAAAUUUUUUUCACUUAUUCAUUUAAACACCUUGUUACUUGAAUAUUGUGUUGACUGGUCUGCAACAGUGAUCAAUUCUGUAAUAUAGCUCUUUUAACCAGGAAGUAACCAUGCCUCAGUUGUGCUGAUUAGCUUAGUGGUGGCACACAACCAGGUGCUGGUGUUGGCAGGAGCCAGAGGUUGGUGUAGCAUGCCUGCUAUGUCGUCUUGGUAUGUUUGUCAAGACACCACUUCCUCAAAAUGGUUUUUGAUAGUUUUUAGCCUAUAAGACCCUUUGAUGGUCACAAACCUCUAAUCAAAAAACAAAAAUGAAAAAGUGGUUGAGUUUUAAAAGCUUACCGUGGUGGACUAAUUAAGCAGUUGUUAAUUAAACAGACUAAUUAAGUCUGUUUAUAUAAAGUUCCCUCAAAUAUCAUACAUACACCACUAUAAGUGUGCUUGUUGUCACUUUAAAUUUCAACUAUACCCUAUUUUUGUCUUUCUAAAUAUCAGAUGUACUAUUGGUAUAAUUGCACACCAAAAAGAAGCCAAACAGUGCAUUACACUAACUGGACCCCUGCUUUUAUGUGAGCAAAGGAAAGAUGGAGCCAACUCAAACGAGAGCCUCCUUUUCUUUCUUGUCUAGCCUGUUUCUAAAUCUAGUGACCAGGAUUCAAGUUUACUAUCAAGUGAAACUUUGCCUCAAAUUGAUUCAAGGUAGUUAGGUAACCUGAGUCUAGUGAUCUUGUGCAAUGCUCUUUCUGCCACUCCCUGGAUCUCUACAGCUUUUCCUAAUUGUAGUAAAGCACAAUUGCAGUAAUGUUACAAUUCAGAAGAAGGAAGGUCAUUAUAGUCUAUGCAUGUUGUAUAAUAAUGAGUGUUUACAGUCACCUUCUCCUCAAACAACAAUUUAUACUGGAGUGGAUAGUAUUCCAUUAUGUAGACUUAUCAACUUUGCUAAGUGCUUUUUAGAUUGCUUAAAAUUUUUUCGAGAUUUUAAAAGAUGUAUAAGGUUAAGUUUGCAAAUAUAAUGGAAAUGCUGUAUAUCUUUUGAAGUGAUAAAAUCCAAGUUGGAAUUUUAAAGAAAAUAUGUUGUAAUAAUGCUGUUGUAAGUAAUAUUUUAAUGUCUUUCUUUGCCUGUUUUCUAUUUCAGCACAUUCAUUGUGAAUGUUCAUAGCAUUAUAAUUGCUUAGCCAUCGAAUGAUAACAUCUGUUAGUGGAAAUUGGAAAAUUUGUGAAAUUCUGCAGAAUUCAUUUUUCUAUUUCCAAUAU